AAUUGUCGAAACUGCAAUGGCCGUGGUGCAAUUACAUGCCAAUCAUGUCAAGGGAAGGGCACAAAAAAGUGUUCAGCUUGUAAUGGGAGUGGGUUCAAUUCAGAUGAAUUCAUUUCCUGCUCAUGGUGUUCGGGUUCAGGAAACAAGCGUUGCUCCAGUUGCCAUGGCAAUGGGCGGCACAUGUGUUACCGUUGCGAUUGCAAAGGAAUAUUGCUAUAUCAUACUGAACUUUCAAUCACGUGGAAGAACAAUAUUUUAGAACACAUAGCAGAUGAAAAAUCUGAACUUCCAGUUUACCAUCUGCAGGAAGUAACUGGAAGAAAAAUACUCAGUGAUGAGCAUAACUUGGUACGUCCCAUGAUUGAUUUCCUAGAAUCAUCCAUUAAAGACUAUUCAAGGACAAGCAUUGUUCAACACAAAAUGAUGUUUGCUUCAGAUGAGCAUCGGAUCUUGAAACAAAGACAAACGGUUGAGCUGGUUCCACUCACAAAAGUUAAAUAUGAAUGGAAGGACAAAUCAUACUCCUUCUGUGUCUUUGGCAAUGAGAAUAAAGUCUACUGUGAAGACUACCCUGCCAAAUGCUGCUGCUCUAUCUUGUGAAAAAGAACCAGUUUAGUGACAGUCCCCUAUUAAACUACAUAGCUGUUCUCUGCUUUUAAUCUCUACAGCAUCUUUCAAGAUUCUUUCUUGUGCAGUGACUAUUCAAAAAAGGACGUUACUAUUUGCUCCAUCCAGAGGAAUCUGUGCAUUGUUUUCUCUGUCCAAAAGAAUUUGUGGCUAAUUCAUUAACCUUAUUUAUGCAGAUGAAAAAUGAAGGAAGCUACUUGUUCUAAUGCACCUUGAAAUAGCAUAUCUGCGUAUUUUGCAACUCAAAUAUUUAGAUACUUUUCAGUCAUUUUCUACCCAGAGCAGCCUGGAGAAGUUGUAUGUUCCAAUGAUGCUGCUCAUCAGCAUUGUGUGCAGGAGGCAAGCUUUCCCAUAAAUAGCUGUAUAAGUAGGCUUCUACACCAGUCAGCAUUGUGGGGUCUGUGUAUCUAAGAAAUCAAUGUUCAUAGCAAUAGC
Messenger RNA from Protobothrops mucrosquamatus (brown spotted pit viper), 1062 nucleotides. RefSeq names its product protein SSUH2 homolog. The record is from RefSeq and is a predicted model, not a curated record. NCBI's taxonomy places the organism in Eukaryota, Metazoa, Chordata, Lepidosauria, Squamata, Viperidae. The annotation marks the transcript as partial. The transcript has 6 exons.